Anopheles stephensi (Asian malaria mosquito) is the source of this 8307-nucleotide messenger RNA. RefSeq lists its product as uncharacterized. Lineage: Eukaryota; Metazoa; Arthropoda; Insecta; Diptera; Culicidae. The record is from RefSeq and is a predicted model, not a curated record. Gene Ontology annotation, molecular function: protein binding; RNA polymerase II transcription regulatory region sequence-specific DNA binding. Gene Ontology annotation, cellular component: nucleus. The coding region runs from base 1595 to 6832 and encodes 1745 amino acids. The transcript has 6 exons. Gene Ontology annotation, biological process: regulation of transcription by RNA polymerase II.
GUAGUAUCUGGCUGGCUGCCUGGUGUGCCCAUCCGCGCUAGUUCUGGUUCCCACCCAAAGGCAAGCGUACGCGGCCAAGGAGCUGUAAGCGCCCAGGGGCGUGUGUGAGUGAUCGAUCGGUACUGUGCAGUGUACACAUCUGGUCUGGUGCGGUCCCAUACACAACAGUAGGAGGGACGUUCGUUGAUGGUAGCGGCCGUCCAUCGAUGUCGUGUGAGAAGCAGGAGCUCGGAAAACUCAUGCAUAUAUGCAACGCGCUGCAGCUUGGUAGCAGCUAUUUGCAUAGAUUUAUGUGCGCGGUGCCAAAUCGUCGCAGUGUGUAUGAAUUGAUCGUGUGCGUGCGCGUUGACUAUUGGCACACGCACACACCAGCUCCUAGCACUAGUAGUGAACGGAUGCGCCCGUGUAACCGUGUGUUGAGCGGUAUGCGCAUGCUCUGACACGAUCGAAUCUGUCAGUGUUAAGUCACGGGGAAUGAAGAAAACGAAUGCCCACUGGAGAUCGCAGUAAUCAUUGCCGUCUUCGCGAGCACAUUUGUUGCAGCCCGCCAAACAGGGCACACAACAUGGCGAGCCACCAGAAAAGUUUACUAAAUCCUGUGCCGUUGCGCUGUGCAUAGUGUUAAAAAGGAUCGACAAAAACGAUUUCAUGGCACGGUACGGAUGACCGACCCGAGAGUGGUGAAAAUUGGUGAAAAUCGUUUACACAAACACAUAGUCACACGGUAGGAUCGGAUGGUGUUGUACGGCAAGGAAAAACAGUGGUGUACAGGGAAAAGUAUGGUCCGCCAUCGACAGUGACCUACCGAAUGGUGUUGUGCUGCUUCAUUGUUUAGUCAGAAUCGUUCGAACGAACGUGGUGUUUUUUCUGGUAUGGCAGUAGUAGUGGUGUGGUUAAGUGAAACGACGUAGCUAUUUAAUUCAUUGCUUAAAUUUCGGACCAAAUCCAUAAAUUAGUGCGUUUGCCGGAGCGGGAAGUCAAUACACCGAGGGGGUUGGCCUUCCCGGAUGGAUGUUGGUGGUGAUGCUCAUGGCACAUAACUCUCUAGCCACAUGUUUAACGAGCAAUCAGCAUUGUACACCGCCGUCUCAGUGACCGUGGCAAAUGGUGUGGUGAUGAUGAAUGGGGCAACGAUUCGCGCCGGUUGAUGAUCCGUACAUUGAAGUGUCCCUCCUUGUUGGAAUACGGCAAACCUGAACUUGUCACGUGCCAAUGUAAACUCCGUCUAAAGUACGAGUGUCCUAGGAAUCUCAAAAUCCAGGGAGCCACAACGUGUUUGCUCCUGUCGUAAGAAGAAUAACGAGGAACGCAAAGAAAAGCAGAGAGAGAGAGAGACGGGGAGGCGCCAACAUUUCGGGGCCUCCUAGCUCUCUUCCUCGCACCGUACCGGCACCACAGUGAUGACCGAUUUCGCGGCAAACGCAUGUUUCGAUGCAUUAUCGGUGCUGAACAAUAAUGUACAACUCGUUGAGAAUGCAUCUGCGGGGCUUCGCAUUACACCCAAAACUGCCCAGAGUAUGCCAAGGGAGAUCAUGUUAAGGAUAAGCCCGCGCUUAACCUUUCAAGGUCGUCGGUUCCGAACGGCCUGCUGAUAAUGGACACCCAUGCCGGCAGCUGUGUCGUCACGUCGCAAAAGUUUGCCAAGGGAACCCGGUUCGGUCCACUGCUCGCCCAGAAGUCGUACGUCCCGAUCAAGAAUCUCCCAUUUCCGCUCGUACUGUUUGCCGGACCGUACUACCAGCAGGAGCACGAGUACGAGCUGCAGGGUCUGCUGAGCGGUACCCGCAACAUCUACCUCGACACGCGGAACGAAUCCAAAUGCAACUGGAUGAUCCACGUUAACCUGGCACGGUUUUCCAACGAGCAGAAUCUUAUUUGUUAUCAGGAAAAUGACGAAAUCUAUUACACCGCAAUAAAGGACAUCGAAUUGGGAGACAUCCUACGGGUGUGGUACUCACGUAACUACGCCGCCAAAAUCGGUGCCUCCAUGCUGGAACCCAGUCCCUACGAUAUCUGCACCAAUAUACUCCGCUCCGUCAGCAUGGAUUACGGGUUUGACUUGGAAAAGAGCCAGACCAGCAGCUUCCUGAUCGACGAUGUUUACAACCGUCCGUCCGUUACCGUCGGAAGCUGCGGAAGUACCGGACACAUCACAUCGGUAUCACACAACAGUGCGGGAAGCAGUACCGGCACCAUCAUGACCGCAAACGGAACGCCCUGCAUAUCCUCGAUGGUGCAGUCGUCUUCAUACGACGAUCGAACGUUACUGUCCCAUCAUGGUGUGGGAUGUGGCAAUGGCAACGGUGCUGGACGAGAUUCGAUCGAUAUCGAUAGUAACAACAACAGCAGCAGCUUCUGUAUGAUGGACACCGAUCACAACAGUGGUGCAGCGAUCGGGAAGGGCGGAAGCAUAGGAUCUCCCACGACGAUAACGUACGACACGGUUUCGCUGCCACCGAUCGAUAGUCUGAUGAAAACGACGUCGCCCAAAUACUCUACCUCCGCGUCGCAGCAGCACAUCUUCGAUAUGGAUCUGCUCGAGUCAGGAGUCUCUACGCACGUGCCCGAUUUGGUGGAUGAUUAUUUCAACACUUCCUCGCUCAUUCAUUCUAGUCAUCAUGAGCCAUCUCAGCCGCAUCAUCACCAUCAUCACCACCACGACCAUGAGUUCCUGGAUUACCAGCACGGUUUGGAACAGCAGCAUCAGAACAGUAUGCUCCCGCCGGGGCAGCAGCAGCACCAUGAGGGAGAAAUGAUCUCUUCGUCGUUGCACCCGGACACAGCCACUAGCGAAGGGCGGCUGCCACGGCAUGUGUACUCUACGGAACAGAUAUCGCCAGCACAGCAUACGCAUCAUACACACCAACUACACCACCAUCAUCACCAGCAGCAGCAGCUUGGGGGAUCACUGUCAACCGUGACUGAGUUUCAGUGUCUUCCGAACGACACGCUAAGUCCGGCGGACUUGAUAAACAUUUCUCUCGGUGCGAGCGAUGUCAACAUUUCGUUCGAAACGGGAUUCGGUGAUACGGCGGUGGUUGGUGAUGGCUCCCUAACCGAUGGAAGUCACAAUCUGUUAAGCUACGAAAGAGGCAUUGAUGAUAUAGAUGGAGCGUUCGGUGAUGGGACAGGCUUCGAUCUACUAACGCCGACGAAUGCUGCGAACGAAACGGACUGUCAGUCCGAUAAAAUGCACAGCCGGUUCUCAUCGUCGUCCGAUUCGCUGAUCACACUGAACGAUACGGGAGGUGUUGGUGGAACCACAACCGCCACCCCUACACCCACACCCUCAAUGGGCGGCAUCGCAAGCGGUGCCGGACUGCCGGAAGGAGAUGCGGACAAAAAGUAUGUGUGUGAGGUGUGCCUGCGCAAGUACAUGACCAAAUCGAAUCUCGACAAGCACGUGCGCAAACAUAAUCUCUACUUGUGCGUGUUUUGCAUGAAGCUGUUCCAGCAGGCGGAUGAGCUGAAAGAUCACGAGUGCAGCGAGCGCAAAUCUAAAACGGCGUACCUGCACUGUCCAAAGUGUUUGAAGGUGUUGUCAAACUCUUGGUCGUUGCAAAGGCACAUGAAAAUACACAAAGAUCUCACCCAGGCUGAGUCAGCGCUGGUCGUUUCGAAUGGUGGCGUUGUUGCCGUCGAGCAGCUGGACAAACUGUCCGCCGAUGGAACGAAGCUGUCCAACGCAUCGUUCGAAGAGUUAUCCAAUUCUGCCCCGCUUGAGGAUUUAAAACCCAGCAUCGAAGCACUGGACGGAUCGGCCAACAUGGUGACAGCCUUACGACUAUCGGCGGCACACAGUGACGAUAAGAACGAUGUUCUCGAUUCAGAUCCGAUGGCUCCUGCUGCACUGUUAACGGAAGCGGAGAUAAAAAAGGAACCCAGCUACGGAAGUACGGGCUCGACACCGGCUUCUCCACUAACCAACACCUCAACCUUGCCCAACCUGACAACCAUUAUCCCGAUCACGAACAUGUGCUCCAGCCAGGAUAUGAUCACGAACGUACAGGCCGCCAACGGCAAGCAACUGUACAAGUGUAUCGUUUGCUCGAAGCUGUUCAAAAAUCCCAAUGCAUUGGAAAAGCAUCUGCGCAAGGUUCAUACCGUCUACACCGUGUCGAACGAUUACAAAUCGGAAAAGAAGGUACUGAGCCAAUUGAAUCAGAAGAAAACUUCACCGAUAAAGCCAGCAAUUGCCAAAGCGUUGGCUACAAAGCUAUCGCAAAAGAGCAAGAAACAGGAAGAGAUGGCGGCGGCGGCGGCGGCUGCGGCAGCUGCAGCAGCAGCAGCGGCGGCGUCGAUGGCUACACCAACGAUCCCCAACUCUGCAGAACAUACGGAGGACAAUGUUUUGUCGCGGAACGCUACCAAUGCUGGUACAUUGGUAAAGCAAACGCAUCACGGAGCAGCAAUAGCCGUGCCGGUUCCAUCAUCGUCAUCGUCUGCGGACCAUGCAUCCGCUGGUGGGCAGUUGCGAAUGCACAGCAAAAAGAAACAUUCAUCCGGCAGUGGCACUGGCGACGGUAGCAGAAGACCCGCUAUGGAUCAUGUGUAUGGCGGUGGUGCCGUUCCCUCACUCGCAGGUGCUCAGAUCGUCGGCAUCAACAGUACGAUCACCGGCGUUAGAAUCAGCGGCGAUCCACUACAGCCUGCCAACAGUGCAGACGGUGCGGCGCGCGAUAUGACAACGAUCGCAAACGGAGCUGGCCCACCAGCGACAGUACCCACGUCCGCGGCCGGCAAAUCCCACAGCAUCAUCAUCAUCUCCAACGUGGAACUCACCAAAAACAAUCUGAUCGAUACUAGUCAACUGUUUCUCAACCCGGCUGGCCAGGUGAGCCACGGUGCCCACGGAACAGCAGGCAGUACCACCGGUGGCAUUAGCGCUUUGGGAAAUAAAAUCGACCUAAAAGUAUUAAACUCGACGGACAAACUUCCAAAGCUGGUGCCCAUAUCGAGCCACCACCAUCAGCAGCACAAUCAACUGCUUCACCAUUCGCAUCUUCAUCCGCACCAGCAGCAACAGCAGCCGAACAUCGUUGGGGCAACCCUGCAGCUGUCCGGUGCCACCAUUAUGGUCCCAUCGGGUAUGACCACCGCAGCGACGACGUGCCAUAAAGCUGAGGCAGGCUUAACUAACGAAAGUGCAAAUUCGAUAUCCGAUGGGCAUCGGUACAUCAAUGGUGGAGGUAUUCUGUCGGCUCCAUCCUCUUCGGCUAUGCUUACACUGUCGAACGUUUCGGUGGUGGAAGCGAACGGUGGUUCGGUGAACAAUAGUGGACUGGAAGAUGUAAAUGUCGCCGAUAAGCAGCAAAUGGACAAGAUCAACAUCUGUCUCAAUCAGGACGACUUAUCCGACGAUCGUGAAUGCACACUGACACCCGAUGAGUGCAGCAACAUCUCGCAAACAGCACAAACGUUCCCCUGUGAGGAGUGUGAUCGUGUAUUCACAAAGAAUUACCAGCUGAAGCGACACAUGGAAAUCCAUGACAGUGUGUACUAUACCUGCCCGUACUGCGAUCGUGGCCCGCUCAAAGCAAAGGCAUCCCUGCGGAAGCAUCUCUACAAUGCGCACGCCGACCGGGCACCACCGAAGGAGCAGAUGAACAAAUUCAUCACCACCCUCGUGGUGACGGAUGAAACCGUACUACGCGAGCUGGCCAUCAAGAAUGAACGUAAAAUACGCAACAAAAGUGUUAAAAUGCAAGCUAAACUUAUCCAGCAGCAGCAGCAGCAGCAGCAAAUGCAACAGCAACAACAAUCGCCACAGGUGCAAGCUAUGGCCACGAUAGAUAUCUCAUCGCCUAGCGACAAUUUCGCGUGCCCGUCACCUGGUGGAGGAACCGCACCAACCGAUAGUGGUGGUGGUGGCAGCCUAAUCCUGUACGAAAACGAGCUGUCGGAGUCGGUGUUGAGCGAUCAGGUCGAAGAUAUGCUCACGUUCAAAACCAUCUUCCCAACGGAGGAAGGCAGCAUCGGUGGAUCGUCCAUCGUCGAUGAGCCGAUCGAGCAUAUGGUGCUGGAAAGUUGCGAUCAAAGCAGCACCUGCAGCAGCAGCAAUAACGCUGCCGCCACUAGUGUGCCAAUGCACGGGCAGAAUCAUGACACGGAAAAGAAGCGAAAAGCGGGCACGGACGGCCGAGAACUUCAACGGCAGCAGCACGUUGGUAUGGCGCCGUCCCACAGGACAACGAUGGUGGUGAACGCGUCCGUUGGUGGGGAUGGUAAGCGAAUGAAGAUGGCCACCACAUCAACCCCGGGCACUAGCCGGGUUAAUCAAACAGGCAGCACGAUGGACGAAUCGUACGGACUGCAGGAAACUGGCCAUACGAGCAGCAGCCCAAGUGAUCCGUCCGCUAAUGGUGCGAACAAUGCGCUUCGAUAUUUACGCAAAACCAAUUUAACCUCUAUUCCAACCACGAUCGCAAACGGUCCGGCCAUUGAGCUGGUUGCUGCCAGCAGCGGGUCGUCCUCAGCGCACGGCCAUCAUGCGACACAACAGCAUGGCCAACAACAGUAUCAGCAGCAGCAGCAGCAUCAAGGUAACGGUGCCACAGCGCUGGACGGUAGCGGUCAACUCAAUCUGGACAGUCUGUUCGGUAACAUAUCGAUCGAAAAUUAUGAGUUCGACGAUAAUGCAACGAUUCAAUCGUUCAGCUUGAUCGAGGAAAAGUUUAAAACAUCGUUCGACCAGAUCCAGGAAAAGCUCGAUGCCGAGCUACCGUUCGAUGAGGAGCAGAUCAAGUGGCAGAACAACAUCAUGACAAACGAUUCGUCUAACGAGAUCGGUGACAAGCUGCUGACCGGGGAAGGCAACAUAAUGCUAAUAUAGAGUUUGUUUGUAAGGUUUUAGCUUUCGGUUUUGUUUGUUGUUUUGAAUAGUAAGAGCAGUUUUUUCUAUUUCAAAUCAUGUCCACCCUCUAUAUUGUUUUCGAUCAUUAAUUUAACUAUUUAACGGUAAGCUGUAAUUGUGAAGCUUUUGCAUAGCGGUUUGAAAUGCUAAAGCUACGUGACAACCAAGCGCGCAUUGUGAAGCAGCUUCGGGGAAGUUUUGUUUAAUUUAUUCAACUAUUUAUUCAAUUUGUUCUUGUUCUAAACAGUUUUUGCUUAAAUUUAACGCUGGUGGUUUGUUCAUUUAACACACAAAAACGUACAUGCGAGCAUUCGGAAAAAUUCUGUCCUUAGAAGAGAGAGAGAGAGAGAGAGAGAGAGAGAGAGAGAGAGAGAGAGAGAAACAAAAAACAUCGAAUAACCUUAUGAUAUUUUCUCUAUUUAUUGAUUUUCACUAGCAAUUAACGUGCGCCCGCCAUAAACAUAUUUCGUUGUGCAUCAAGGAAAUUUAAGCUUUAACUCAUCUUGCCAUUUUUUCGUUUUGUUUUUGCUUUUAUAUUGUAUCAUAUUUAAUUACUAAUGAUUAUAGUAAAAUUGUUUCGUUACGCUAAUUUAAUUUAAUAGUGAAAAAAAUGGGGACACAUUGUGCAAAAUCCCGUACGGACAGCGAGCGUUACGAUCCUUUCGUAUCAUACAAGAUCAAAACAUUUUGUAUACAUAAUUCGUUUUGCAAAAACGGAAAAACGUUGGUAGCAAGCUAAAAUUGUGCGUGUGCGUGAUUUGAAUAAGUUGGAAAAAUUUAUUAACAAACUAUUGUUCAAAUGUGUGAGUGUGUUGCGUGUUUAUAUAAAGACUCUAGUCUGCGGGCAAGUGCACGAGCAAGGAAUGGCGAAGAGAUUGUGUAUUUGUAAUUGUAGGAUGGAAGAAUUUACUAUCGAGUGGAGUCGUUUCUCUUUGAUCUGCAUUCACACUUUCCCAAGCAUGAGAUGAAUUACAAACGAACGACGAACGUAACUUGACUGAAAGUUUUUAAGCAUAACGAGGGACGAGUAUGGACCAUAAAGUAGCUAAUGUUUAACGUUAAAUAGCGUGAUGAUACAAAAAGCGAAUCGAGUCAGCAAUUUACGCAAGCCAAUACAAGAAAAAAAAACUGAUACAUCUCAAAUGCGCCAUUCACUUUUUUACUUAUCUACUACUUGUUAGUUUAUGGCAUCAGUUAUAGAUAUACCUUUUGUUGCUACGAAAAAAAGAGGAACGAAUAGGGACGCGUAUAUUGUAUACCAAGAGGGAAGUGUUCGACUGUUUAACCACAUCGAAUGAGGAAAUUGAAGCCAAAGUUUUCAUACACAUGAAUUUCUGAUUUUCUUUCUUACGUUCUACUGUUUGAAUAAGAUAUUGUAUCGUGUAUACUUAAUGCAAAAAUGUUUUAAGUGAAAUAAUAAACAUACGGAAACGUGCUUUUUAUUUAUGAAUCUA